AUUGUCACUACUAGCGCGGUGGCGAGCCAGAGUGAGGCGUCGGGUGUGGGACUGGAGCAGUGCAUCGUGGGUCUCCCAGCCUGCGUAACCAUAACGACCAGAGACAAGGCCGGGGGACACUGCAGGAGCGGCAACGCCAUCCUGUCUGCUGAGGUGUGUACUCCAGAUGGUAGCGUGGCGGACGGGGAGAUACUCGACCACAAGAACGGGACAUAUGAUUUUGUUUACACUGUAAAUAAGGAAGGAGAGUUCUCAUUGGCUCUCCGGCUCUAUGACCAGCACAUCAAAGGAAGUCCCUUCAGUCUCAGAGUUACCAGGUCCCCGGACCCUGAGGUGUCUCCCCCCACCACCACAGCCACCUCUCUGACGACCACGGCCACCCCGUCUACAGGCUCCUCUGAGGGGGCUAAGAGGAGAGGAAAGUCCCCGGGGUCUGGGAGUAAGAAGAAGGGUUCCAGGAGGACAGGAAGUGCCCUGGGGACACCCAGACGCAGAGAGAACCCCAUCGAAGAUGAUCUCAUCUUCAGGAUCGGUACUAAGGGGAAGAAUAAAGGAGAAUUUACUAACCUACAGGGUGUGUCAACGUCCUCCAGUGGCAGGAUUCUAAUAGCAGACAGCAAUAACCAGUGUGUCCAGAUCUUCUCUAAUGACGGCGAGUUUAAGAGUCGUUUCGGGGUGAGGGGCCGGUCGCCAGGGCAACUCCAACGACCAACGGGUGUGGCCGUUCACCCCAACGGUGACAUCAUCAUCGCCGACUACGACAACAAGUGGGUCAGCAUCUUCUCCAGCGAGGGCAAGUACAAGGCCAAGCUGGGCUCUGGUAGGCUGAUGGGACCGAAGGGCGUGUCCGUGGAUCAGAACGGUCACGUGAUCGUUGUGGACAACAAGGCAUGCACAGUCUUCAUCUUCCAGCCAACCGGCAAGCUCGUUACUAAGUUCGGUAGCCGCGGCAACGGAGACAAACAGUUCGCAGGUCCUCAUUUUGCAGCCGUCAACCACAACAAUGAGAUCAUAGUGACAGACUUUCACAACCACUCAGUCAAGGUAUUCACUCCAGAGGGAGAGCUGCUGCUGAAGUUUGGAUCUAAUGGAGAGGGCAACGGGCAGUUUAAUGCCCCUACAGGAGUGGCCGUCGACGUGAACGGGAACAUCAUCGUAGCCGACUGGGGCAACAGCCGCAUACAAGUGUUUGACGGUAGUGGCUCCUUCCUGUCCUAUAUCAACACAUCAGCUGACCCUCUCUACGGACCUCAGGGUCUGGCUCUCACCUCUGAUGGACACGUGGUGGUGGCCGACUCUGGGAACCACUGCUUCAAGGUCUACAGAUACCUACAGUAGUGGGAUGGAGGGAACGGAGGGAGGGUUGGAGGAACGGAGGGAGGGUUGGAGGAACGGAGGGAGGGUUGGAGGAACGGAGGGAGGGUUGGAGGAAACGGAGGGAGGGUUGGAGGAACGGAGGGAGGGUUGGAGGAACGGAGGGAGGGUUGGAGGAAACGGAGGGAGGGUUGGAGGAACGGAGGGAGGGUUGGAGGAACGGAGGGAGGGUUGGAGGAACGGAGGGAGGGUUGGAGGAACGGAGGGAGGGUUGGAGGAACGGAGGGAGGGUUGGAGGAAUGGAGGGAGGGUUGGAGGAAACGGAGGGAGGGUUGGAGGAAACGGAGGGAGGGUUGGAGGAACGGAGGGAGGGUUGGAGGAACGGAGGGAGGGUUGGAGGAACGGAGGGAGGGUUGGAGGAAUGGACAGAACUGCUGUUUCAAGGUCUACAAAUACCUACAGUGAACUUAAAAUGAUGGCCAAUAAAAUCAGCUCCUCUCUCUGCUCUGACGACAUGUCACUCAUCUGCACUACUAUUGGCCAGAGGUACACAGCGAGAGCGUCUAUUGGCCAACUUCAAAACAGACCUGUGACCUAACUCUCGGCUCGCCGAACACGGCUCAAUAGGAAUCCAACGUCAACCUGUUCAUCUGCUCUUUAACUCAUGUACUGCUUUGGAUUCUACGGAAUAAUGUUAUAGAUUGUUCGAUUGAGGAUUGUCAUUGUGCUAAAUCAAUAAGGAAUGUUCUGGAACGUGGCUAUGGUUAUUCUAAUACUCCACAGAUAUAUAUCAAUGAUUCCAUCAAUCAAUCAAUCAAUUCAUUAUUGGUUGAUUGUUUGAUUGAUUGAUGGAUUGAGCUAACAGGCAGCUUGUGACGGUACGCUUGGAUGAGGUAUAUAUUCAACCAUCCGGAAAAAAAUACUGCCUGCGUUCCAAAUUGCUCCCUAGGGGCCUGGGUCAAAAGUAGUGCACUACAUAGGGAAUAGGGUGCUGUUUGGGAUGUAUAGGGUCUGGUCAAAAGUAGUGCACUACAUAGGGAAUAGGGUGCUGUUUGGGAUGUAUAGGGUCUGAUCAAAGGUAGUGCACUACAUAGGGAAUAGGGUGCUGUUUGGGAUGUAUAGGGUCUGGUCAAAGGUAGGGCACUACAUAGGGAAUAGGGUGCUGUUUGGGAUGUAUAGGGUCUGGUCAAAAGUAGUGCACUACACAGGGAAUAGGGUGCUGUUUGGGAUGUAUAGGGUCUGGUCAAAGGUAGGGCACUACAUAGGGAAUAGGGUGCUGUUUGGGAUGUAUAGGGUCUGGUCAAAGGUAGGGCACUACAUAGGGAAUAGAGUGCUGUUUGGGAUGUAUAGGGUCUGGUCAAAGGUAGUGCACUACAUAGGGAAUAGGGUGCUGUUUGGGAUGUAUAGGGUCUGGUCAAAGGUAGUGCACUACAUAGGGAAUAGGGUGCUGUUUGGGAUGUAUAGGGUCUGGUCAAAGGUAGGGCACUACAUAGGGAAUAGGGUGCUGUUUGGGAUGUAUAGGGUCUGGUCAAAGGUAGGGCACUACAUAGGGAAUAGGGUGCUGUUUGGGAUGUAUAGGGUCUGGUCAAAGGUAGGGCACUACAUAGGGAAUAGAGUGCUGUUUGGGAUGUAUAGGGUCUGGUCAAAGGUAGUGCACUACAUAGGGAAUAGGGUGCUGUUUGGGAUGUAUAGGGUCUGGUCAAAGGUAGUGCACUACAUAGGGAAUAGGGUGCUGUUUGGGAUGUAUAGGGUCUGGUCAAAGGUAGGGCACUACAUAGGGAAUAGGGUGCUGUUUGGGAUGUAUAGGGUCUGGUCAAAAGUAGUGCACUACAUAGGGAAUAGGGUGCUGUUUGGGAUGUAUAGGGUCUGGUCAAAGGUAGGGCACUACAUAGGGAAUAGGGUGCUGUUUGGGAUGUAUAGGGUCUGGUCAAAAGUAGUGCACUACAUAGGGAAUAGGGUGCUGUUUGGGAUGUAUAGGGUCUGGUCAAAGGUAGUGCACUACAUAGGGAAUAGGGUGCUGUUUGGGAUGUAUAGGGUCUGGUCAAAGGUAGUGCACUACAUAGGGAAUAGGGUGCUAUUUGGGAUGUAUAGGGUCUGGUCAAAGAUAGGGCACUACAUAGGGAAUAGGGUGCUGUUUGGGAUGUAUAGGGUCUGGUCAAAGGUAGGGCACUACAUAGGGAAUAGGGUGCUGUUUGGGAUGUAUAGGGUCUGGUCAAAAGUAGAGCACUACAUAGGGAAUAGGGUGCUGUUUGGGAUGUAUAGGGUCUGGUCAAAGAUAGGGCACUACAUAGGGAAUAGGGUGCUGUUUGGGAUGUAUAGGGUCUGGUCAAAGGUAGGGCACUACAUAGGGAAUAGGGUGCUGUUUGGGAUGUAUAGGGUCUGAUCAAAGGUAGUGCACUACAUAGGGAAUAGGGUGCUGUUUGGGACGUAUAGGGUCUGGUCAAAGGUAGGGCACUACAUAGGGAAUAGGGUGCUGUUUGGAACGUAUAGGGUCUGGUCAAAGGUAGUGCACUACAUAGGGAAUAGGGUGCUGUUUGGGACGUAUAGGGUCUGGUCAAAGGUAGUGCACUACAUAGGGAAUAUGGUGCUGUUUGGGAUAAAGCCACAGUCGCAAGAUAAAAUGGAAGAGUAUAUAUAUUUGUGCAAUUAUAUUUACUAUUAAUACUGAUCAAUUACUGUUUGCAAACCAAGUUUCAUCAGUGACGUUUUUCAACCUCCUCACUAGUAAAAUGAAGAGGAAAUACUAGACCUCGAUUCAAUCCGUAUCGCUGAAGUUCAGCGCUAUAAAGAGAUUGUAAUUUCUGAUUGAGCGGCUCUGUAGUGCGGCUCUUCAGCGCUACGGAUUGAAUCGAGCCCGUAAAUGUUUGAUUACUCGCCAAGGAUUAGUAAAUGAGUUGUUUUAUUAAUAUGUGUGCUGUUGCUUGUCAGUACGAUAAUAGAUCACUCAUAACGGAAUACCGGUGUAUUCUAGAACAAUACCGGUGUAUUCUAGAACAAUACCGGUGUAUUCUAGAACAAUACCGGUGUAUUCUAGAACAAUACCAUAGUAUUCUAGAAGCAUGCUUCGUCAUUUUAUUGACUGUAUCAAUCUGUUAGCAUCCAACAAACAAUGAUCUUUUACAACCAUAUCUAGAGUUACACAAUUCCAGUCAUUUUCCCCCAAAAUUCCAUGCAGGUUUUCCAGACAUCCUGGUUGUAAGAGUCCUUGAAUGAGGAGGGAAUAGGCAGGAAAUCCAGGGAAUCUUUCAACUGGGAUUACUAGAAAGUUUGCAUGGAAAUUUGGUAAUUUUAGAACCCUAUAAAUCAUAUCAUACUCUAACAUCUGGUUAAUGGGAAGGAUGAGGAAUCUGGUUAAUGGGAAGGACUGGAUGAGGACUCUGGUUAAUGGGAAGGACUGGAUGAAGACUCUGGUUAAUGGGAAGGACUGGAUGAAGACUCUGGUUAAUGGGAAGGAUGAGUACUCUGGUUAAUGGGAAGGACUGGAUGAGGACUCUGGUUAAUGGGAAGGACUGGAUGAAGACUCUGGUUAAUGGGAAGGAUGAGUACUCUGGUUAAUGGGAAGGACUGGAUGAAGACUCUGGUUAAUGGGAAGGACUGGAUGAAGACUCUGGUUAAUGGGAAGGACUGGAUGAGGACUCUGGUUAAUGGGAAGGAUGAGUACUCUGGUUAAUGGGAAGGACUGGAUGAGGACUCUGGUUAAUGGGAAGGAUGAGGAAUCUGGUUAAUGGGAAGGACUGGAUGAGGACUCUGGUUAAUGGGAAGGAUGAAGACUCUGGUUAAUGGGAAGGAUGAGGAAUCUGGUUAAUGGGAAGGACUGGAUGAGGACUCUGGUUAAUGGGAAGGACUGGAUGAAGACUCUGGUUAAUGGGACGGACUGGAUGAGGACUCUGGUUAAUGGGAAGGAUGAGGACUCUGGUUAAUGGGAAGGACUGGAUGAAGACUCUGGUUAAUGGGAAGGACUGGAUGAAGACUCUGGUUAAUGGGAAGGAUGAGUACUCUGGUUAAUGGGAAGGACUGGAUGAGGACUCUGGUUAAUGGGAAGGACUGGAUGAGGACUCUGGUUAAUGGGAAGGACUGGAUGAAGACUCUGGUUAAUGGGAAGGAUGAGUACUCUGGUUAAUGGGAAGGAUGAGGACUCUGGUUAAUGGAAAGGAUGAGGACUCUGGUUAAUGGGAAGGACUGGAUGAAGACUCUGGUUAAUGGGAAAGAUGAGGACUCUGGUUAAUGGGAAGGAUGAGGACUCUGGUUAAUGGGAAGGAUGAGGACUCUGGUUAAUGGGAAGGACUGGAUGAGGACUCUGGUUAAUGGGAAGGACUGGAUGAAGACUCUGGUUAAUGGGAAGGACUGGAUGAAGACUCUGGUUAAUGGGAAGGACUGGAUGAGGACUCUGGUUAAUGGGAAGGAUGAGUACUCUGGUUAAUGGGAAGGAUGAGUACUCUGGUUAAUGGGAAGGAUGAGGACUCUGGUUAAUGGGAAGGAUGAAGACUCUGGUUAAUGGGAAGGACUGGAUGAAGACUCUGGUUAAUGGGAAGGAUGAGGACUCUGGUUAAUGGGAAGGAUGAGGACUCUGGUUAAUGGGAAGGAUGAGGACUCUGGUUAAUGGGAAGGAUGAGGACUCUGGUUAAUGGGAAGGAUGAAGACUCUGUUUAAUGGGAAGGAUGAGGACUCUGGUUAAUGGGAAGGACUGGAUGAGGACUCUGGUUAAUGGGAAGGAUGAGGACUCUGGUUAAUGGGAAGGACUGGAUGAGGACUCUGGUUAUGGGAAGGAUGAGGACUCUGGUUAAUGGGAAGGACUGGAUGAGGAAUCUGGUUAAUGGGAAGGACUGGAUGAGGACUCUAGUUAAUGGGAAGGACUGGAUGAGGACUCUGGUUAAUGGGAAGGACUGGAUGAGGACUCUGGUUAAUGGGAAGGACUGGAUGAGGACUCUGGUUAAUGGGAAGGACUGGAUGAGGACUCUGGUUAAUGGGAAGGACUGGAUGAGGAAUCUGGUUAAUGGGAAGGACUGGAUGAGGACUCUGGUUAAUGGGACAGACUGGAUGAGGACUCUGGUUAAUGGGACAGACUGGAUGAGGAAUCUGGUUAAUGGGAAGGACUGGAUGAAGACUCUGGUUAAUGGGAAGGACUGGAUGAGGACUCUGGUUAAUGGGACGGAUGAGGACUCUGGUUAAUGGGACGGACUGGAUGAGGACUCGGGUUAAUGGGAAGGACUGGAUGAGGACUCGGGUUAAUGGGACGGACUGGAUGAGGACUCUGGUUAAUGGGACAGACUGGAUGAGGACUCUGGUUAAUGGGACAGACUGGAUGAGGACUCUGGUUAAUGGGACGGACUGGAUGAGGACUCUGGGGUAGUGUACCAAAUGGAACCCUGUUUCCCAGAGCCCUACGGGCCUUCAAAGUAGUACACUACAUUGGGAAUAGGGCUCUGGUCUAAAGUAGUGCACUAUAUAGGGAAUAGGGUGCUAUUUAGAAUGCCGACUGUCACACAAGAGGCCCCUCCACAUUUCCAACGCUACAGGAAGUAUUGAGAACAAUACUGAAGACCAUCUCUCGUCACGACGUGAAUCAUUUGUGUUUCUGUUAUUAUUUGUUAUUUGAGGUUAUUUAUUUACGGCGUUUAUAAUGCUAUUUAUUUAUUUAUUUAUUUAUUUAAUGUAUUAACAUAUUUAUGUUUUCAUGUAACUCAUGGGAGCGCUUAAGAGUCUAUUGUACACGUUGUAUUUUCAUUUCACAGCCUACUUUUUUAAAAAGCAUUAUCAGGCCUUUUCCGUGACCCGUCUUUCAUCUGCGAUGUGACGGACCGCGUUUGGACAGACUGUUUUACGAUUGCCUUUCUUCGACGAUCGUUUGUUUUUCCGAGAAAAGAUUGUACGGAACGAAUGAAUGAACAGACUUGUUUGAAAGGUUUUUCUCCUGGGACGUUCAUCUCAUCGACACACAGCCUUACAUUCAUUCCUAUUGCCAUUUCACACGCAUGUUAUUUUGACGUCAUUUUAUAAUUGUUGUAACGAUAUAGAUAGGUAACUUUAGUUUGUAGGUUCUACUCUAUGUCUGCCUCUUAAAUGGCAACCUAUCCCCUACGUAGUGCACUACUUUAGAUCAGAACCCUAUGUGAAAAGUAGUGCACUACUUUAGAUCAGAACCCUAUGUGAAAAGUAGUGCACUACUUUAGAUCAGAGCCCUAUGUGAUAAGUAGUGCACUACUUUAGAUCAGAACCCUAUGUAAUAAGUAGUGCACUACUUUAAAUCAGAGACCUAUGUGAAAAAUAGUGCACUACAUUAGAUCAGAACCCUAUGUGAAAAGUAGUGCACUACUUUAGAUCAGAACCCUAUGUGAAAAGUAGUGCACUACUUUAGAUCAGAACCCUAUGUGAUAAGUAGUGCACUACUUUAGAUCAGAACCCUAUGUAAUAAGUAGUGCACUACUUUAAAUCAGAGACCUAUGUGAAAAAUAGUGCACUACAUUAGAUCAGAACCCUAUGUGAAAAGUAGUGCACUACUUUAGAUCAGAGCCCUAUGUGAAAAGUAGUGCACUACUUUAGAUCAGAACCCUAUGUGAUAAGUAGUGCACUACUUUAGAUCAGAGCCCUAUGUGAUAAGUAGUGCACUACUUUAGAUCAGAACCCUAUGUGAAAAGUAGUGCACUACUUUAGAUCAGAACCCUAUGUGAUAAGUAGUGCACUACUUUAGAUCAGAACCCUAUGUAAUAAGUAGUGCACUACUUUAAAUCAGAGACCUAUGUGAAAAAUAGUGCACUACAUUAGAUCAGAACCCUAUGUGAAAAGUAGUGCACUACUUUAGAUCAGAGCCCUAUGUGAAAAGUAGUGCACUACUUUAGAUCAGAGCCCUAUGUGAAAAGUAGUGCACUACUUUAGAUCAGAACCCUAUGUGAAAAGUAGUGCACUACUUUAGAUCAGAGCCCUAUGUGAAAAGUAGUACACUACUUUAGAUCAGAACCCUAUGUGAUAAGUAGUGCACUACUUUAGAUCAGAGCCCUAUGUGAAAAGUAGUGCACUACUUUAGAUCAGAACCCUAUGUGAUAAGUAGUGCACUACUUUAGAUCAGAGCCCUAUGUGAUAAGUAGUGCACUACUUUAGAUCAGAACCCUAUGUGAAAAGUAGUGACCUAUAGGGAAUAGGGUGCCAUUUGGGAUGUGACCUAUAUAAUGGUUAAAGUCACCGUUCUUUAAUCCUGGUCCCUGGGACCCACAAGGUGUGCAGGGAUUGGUUCCAACCCAGCACUAACACAACUGUCAACAGCUAUAGUCAAAGUCUAGAUGAUUCGUUUAUUUUUUACCUUAAUUUAACUGGGCAAGUCAGUUAAGAACAAAUUCUUAUUUACAAUAACGCUCUACCCCGACCAAACCCGGACGACGCUGGGCCAAUUGUGCGUCGCCCUAUGGGACUCCUAAUCACGGCCGGGUUGUGAUACAGCCUGGAAUCAAACCAGGUUCUGUAGUGACACCUCUAGCACUGAGAUGCAGUGCCUUAGACCGCUGCGCCACUCGGGAACCCCUCAUUAGCUGUAUCUAGUUUGUUAACAUCUAUAGUCAAAGUCUGGAUGAUUGUUUCAUUAGCCGUAUCUAGUUUGUUUGUUAGUGCUGGGAUGGCACUAAAACCUGCACAGGUCUGGGGUCGUCGAACACUGAUGACAUCACUUCCUUGUUGACCUUCAAGUGUUGUUUCCUGGUACUAAAACAUGACCCAUUAAUAAAGCAUUGAUUCAAUA
Salvelinus fontinalis (brook trout) is the source of this 9040-nucleotide messenger RNA. RefSeq names its product tripartite motif containing 2b (gene trim2b). Gene Ontology annotation, molecular function: translation repressor activity; ubiquitin protein ligase activity; protein binding. The transcript is spliced from 10 exons. Gene Ontology annotation, biological process: proteasome-mediated ubiquitin-dependent protein catabolic process; negative regulation of translation; protein polyubiquitination. The record is from RefSeq and is a predicted model, not a curated record. The annotation marks the transcript as partial. NCBI's taxonomy places the organism in Eukaryota, Metazoa, Chordata, Actinopteri, Salmoniformes, Salmonidae.